GGUGGGGCGGAUGGCGGCGACAGAGGGCCAGAUACGCUUCAGUGGCCACACCCUCGACAAGGCUACGAAGGCCAAGGUCACACUCGAGAAUUAUUACUCCAACCUCAUCGCACAGCAUCUCGAGAGAAAACAGAGACAUGAUAAACUGGAGGAGACGAUGAAGGAGGAAGGCCUCUCGGAGGACCAGAAGCAGGAGAAGAGGCAGCAACAUGCACAAAAGGAGACAGAAUUCCUUCGGCUCAAGAGGUCCCGGCUGGGGGUCGAGGACUUCGAGGCCCUGAAGGUCAUUGGCAGAGGAGCCUUUGGGGAGGUACGAUUGGUGCAGAAAAAAGAUACUGGCCAUGUCUAUGCCAUGAAGAUUCUACGAAAAGCGGAUAUGUUAGAAAAAGAGCAGGUUGCCCACGUAAGAGCUGAGCGAGAUGUCUUAGUAGAGGCUGACCACCAAUGGGUCGUCAAGAUGUUUUAUUCGUUUCAAGAUCCGGUCAAUCUUUAUCUCGUCAUGGAGUUCCUUCCAGGCGGUGAUAUGAUGACCCUCCUAAUGAAAAAGGACACUUUAUCAGAAGAGUGUACACAGUUCUAUAUAGCAGAAACUGCGCUUGCUAUAGACUCCAUUCAUAAACUAGGCUUUAUUCAUAGAGAUAUCAAACCUGACAAUCUCUUAUUAGAUGCCAGAGGACAUAUAAAGUUAUCUGAUUUUGGUUUAUGCACAGGGCUGAAAAAGUCCCAUCGUACAGAAUUUUAUAAAGAUCUCAGCCAAGCCAAACCAUCAGAUUUCACAACCUACUCCAAUGUUCCAGCCUCCAAUCCUAUGGAUUCAAAACGGCGGGCGGAGAGCUGGAAGAAAAACCGAAGGGCUCUUGCCUAUUCAACUGUGGGAACCCCAGACUACAUUGCACCAGAAGUGUUCAUGCAGACUGGCUACGGGCCGAGCUGCGACUGGUGGAGCCUUGGCGUCAUAAUGUACGAAAUGCUUAUAGGUUACCCACCAUUUUGUAGUGAAAAUCCCCAAGAAACCUAUAGGAAAGUGAUGAGUUGGCGGGAGACCUUGGUGUUCCCCCCUGAGGUUCCUAUAUCAGAGCAGGCACGAGAAACAAUCACACGAUUAUGCUGUGAGAGUGAGCGGAGGGCAGGAUCUCAGCAUGGGAUCGAAGACCUCAAAAGCAUGAAGUUCUUCCAGUUUGUGGAUUGGGAACACUCAAGGGAGCGGCCUUCUGCUAUUGCAGUUGAAGUUAAGUCUAUUGACGACACAAGCAACUUUGACGAAUUCCCGGGUGUUGACCUCAAGCUUCCUACACCACCACCAGCUAAGGAAGGGGAAGGAGGCUACAAGGACUGGGUCUUCAUUAACUACACUUACAAAAGAUUCGAAGGCCUAACGCAGAGAGGUUUAGUGCGCCCCAGCAAGCAGAAAUAAAAUGCCGACCAGCUAGGAAGUACAUUCAUUCAUCGGCAAGCAAAUCUUAAGAGGAAUACAACCUAAGGCAAAGGCUAUUAUUAUUAAUCAAGGUUUGUGAAAACAGACAUUUUGGCCUGGGUAAUGCAACAACAGAAUUGAGUGAUGAUCGAUAUACCACUGGAAUACAACAUUUUGUCAAAAAGAGUUUUGAGACUUUCUUUCUGUUGAAUUCAAAAUUGCAGCUGUUCUUUGUGUAUUGUGAUCUGACAGACUACAAGGCACAGUUGUUUGUUCUGUUGUAGUGUUAUAUUUAACCUGGAAAAACACAGCUGUUUGUUGUGGAUUAAAUGUGACUCGCAUGGAAAUCUUUAAUCUUCGCUGACUGACGGCUUUGAUGUGAUCUUUUAUGUAAGCCACUGAUAUUUUUACUAGUUUUUCUUUGUGAAUUUGAUAUGAUUUUUAAUGGAAGGAAAAAAGUAAAAUGAGAAAUUGGAUAUUUGAUCAAGAAAGGAUUUUUGGGAGAGGAGUGAGAUGGAAAGAAGGGGCAGAGUGUAUUGAGUGCCAUGAGUUAGUGAGGGCCAACUGGAAGGAAGGAAAGAGAGAGAGAGAGAGAGAGAAAGGAAGGAAAGGGGGAGAGAGAAAGGAAGAGGAAAAAUGCAGGGGAGGAAAAUGUCAAGUUCAAAUAAUAAUAACCCAGCUUUUGUCUCUAGUAUUCCACUUUAUCAUCUUACCUUUUCUUUUUUUUCUUUAUUGUCUCGGAAGAUUGGUUUCAAGAAAGGUUUAAGUAACAAGGCAUCUUUUUCCCUCUAAGCUGUGUGGACAUCUCACCUCAAGCACAAAAUAUACCUAUCUUGUAUCACACAUGAAAGACAGGAGUGGAAAUAAUUAUGAUCUUUAACUACAUUCGGCUUAUGUCUCUCUGUCUGUGUGUAGAAUGGAGGUGAUUUAUUAUUUUUUUAUGCAUUAUUAUUACAUUGUUAUGUUUUGUUUAUGUAUUUUUUUCCUGUUUAAGAUACCCAUGGAAGUUACUUUAUGUAUCCUUUUUGCCGGUGUGUGAUUGAAGUGUUCAGUUCAUUUAUCAGUGUAUACAUAAUAUGGUUUUAUUGUGAUUUUAGCCAGGCCUUACAGCUGAAGAAAGACUGUGAUACAUUACCAGCAAAACAGUGAUCAAUAUCCCUUUUCAGUGAUAUAUUUUUAGUUUUCACAUUUUUUUUUUUCUUUUUUUGUGGUUCAGAUUCACCCUUUCAUUUUGGGGAAAUCAUGAAACACCUUUUUGAAGUGCAGGCAAUUGAGUGCAUUGAAUAAGCUAAUAAGCUUCCUUGAAAAUGUAUAUGGGAGAUGAUGGCAUCCUAACAAUAUAUAUAUAUAUAUAUAUAUAU
Molecule: messenger RNA, 2775 nt
Organism: Penaeus vannamei (Pacific white shrimp)
Lineage: Eukaryota; Metazoa; Arthropoda; Malacostraca; Decapoda; Penaeidae
Source: RefSeq, a predicted model, not a curated record